Messenger RNA from Encephalitozoon hellem ATCC 50504, 1278 nucleotides. RefSeq names its product ATP-dependent RNA helicase. The transcript has a single exon. Lineage: Eukaryota; Fungi; Microsporidia; Unikaryonidae. The coding region runs from base 1 to 1278 and encodes 425 amino acids. The record is from RefSeq and is a predicted model, not a curated record. Gene Ontology annotation, molecular function: RNA helicase activity; ATP binding; nucleic acid binding.
AUGAAACAAGCGCUAGAGAACGCGGAAGAUUUUGAAAACUUGAAAGGUAGUAACGCAGAGAUCAAGGACUUCGAGGAUUUGAGAAGCGAUUCAUCUCAAAUUAGAAUGUUUGACACGUGGGAGGACUAUGGCUUAAAAGAAGAUCUGCUAAAAGGAAUCUAUGGUAUAGGAUUUGAAACACCAUCUUUUAUUCAAAAGGCUGCCAUUCAGCCGAUAAUAGAUGGGAGAGAUAUAAGGGCACAAGCACAGAGUGGUACUGGAAAGACCGGCGCAUUUGCUGUAGCGGCGCUUCAAAUAUGUGAUAUGAGCCAGGAUGUCACCCAAAUCCUUGUUCUUGCAUCUACAAGGGAGAUCGCAGCACAAAACGCGGCAAGGUUUGAGGAUCUUGGAUGUUUUAUGGGUGCAAGAGUGGCCCUACUUUCUGGAGGAAGCCCAAUAUCUGCAGACAAGAUGGCACUGGAAAAAAACCCACAUAUUGUUGUCGGAACGCCUGGAAGGGUAGAGCAUAUGAUUAACAUAAACGAGCUGAACAUGGACAACAUUAAGUUAUUUGUGAUUGACGAGGCUGAUGAAAUGUUAAAGGCUGGAUUCCAGGAGCAGGUGAAGUCUAUAUUCCGAAGAAUUACAAACAAGGAUGAGGUGCAGAUAGCAAUGUUCUCCGCAACAUAUGACGAAGAGGAGCUUAGGGUUAGUGAGGAAAUUCUCAUCAACCCUGUUAUAAUUGAUCUGAGAUAUAACGACCAAACACUUAAGGGGAUAAGGCAGUACUUCAUUGAUUUAAAGAAGGAGCCUCCAUUCAGAAAGGGAAGAGAAGACUAUCUGCUUCCCAAACUUGUGACUCUAUAUGAUAUAUUCCGUAAGCAACGUCUAGGACAGUCAAUUGUGUUUAUCAAUAGCAAAGAGGAUGCUAGGAUAGUUUAUGAUUGGUUGAUUAAACAUGAGUGGGAGUGCGAGCUUAUAUCUGCAGAGUUAACACAGGCUGAGAGAGAAAGAACAUUGAACAGGUUCAGAGGAGGAACUGCAAGAUGCCUAAUCUCCUCUGGGCUACUUUCAAGAGGAAUUGAUAUUCAGAACCUUUCUGUAGUGUUCUGUUUGGAUGUGCCAUCAUUUGAGAGAAAGAGUACCUAUAUCCACAGGAUAGGAAGGUCUGGAAGAUACGGAAGAAAGGGAAUAGCUAUAAACAUUGUUUAUGAAUACGAGCUGAAGAAUCUUAAAGCAAUCGAAAGAUUCUAUAACACUACCAUCAAGGAACUUCCUGCAGAUUUUAGUUUUCAAUAA